Messenger RNA from Synchiropus splendidus (mandarinfish), 9793 nucleotides. It is a transcript of the gene ep400, whose product is annotated as E1A binding protein p400. The coding region runs from base 232 to 9201 and encodes 2989 amino acids. Gene Ontology annotation, molecular function: ATP-dependent chromatin remodeler activity; ATP binding. NCBI's taxonomy places the organism in Eukaryota, Metazoa, Chordata, Actinopteri, Syngnathiformes, Callionymidae. The record is from RefSeq and is a predicted model, not a curated record. The transcript is spliced from 52 exons.
GUGGCGGCCGAUCGACUACCGGGUCACGCGAGAGGUCGACUCUGACGCCAUGUUGCUGAAUGAAAUUAGCUCUAAACAUUAACUGUCCGCUAGCUAUAUUGAAAUGUUAUUUUCCAACUUGUGAGCUUUAUUACAGGCCAGCUAUUUAUUUAAAAAUGACAUAGGAUUUAUUACGCACCGACAGAAGCCCGCUUUCCAAUAACUGUUUUCACGUUGUACUAGUGCCACGCAAUGCACCAUGGAAAUGGAUCACAAAACAUGCAGCGGCAACUACAGAGAUCCAAGUCCGUCACCGGAUCUGAAGCAGACGAGCAGCAGCAACCCACCAUGGCAGUUACACAACAGCAGGCUACGAUUAACCAGGCUCUUUCACCUGUAACAACAUUUUCUUCAGCUGCCAGCCCCUCUGCCCCACAAUCGCCAAAUUAUCAGAUAAUCAUGAGCCGGAGCCCAGUCACUGGACAGAACAUGAACAUCACUUUGCAAAAUGUGGGGCAAAUGGUGACUGGCAAUCAGCAAAUCACACUUACCCCAGUUCCAAUCCAGAACCCUGCAUCACCCGGCUUCCAGCAUACCACAUCCCAAUGGAGGUUUGAACAUCCUCCAUCUUCCUACAUUCAAGUUACCUCACCGAUCCCUCAACCUAUGCAGCCCCAGAGUCCUACCCAGCACAGCCCAGUCUCUCUACAAGGUGUGACAAGGCCAGGAGCUCCAACAGCAGCAUUAGGUGUCUGUGCACAAAGUCCUACUCGGUUUGUGGAAGCUGGCAUGUUGGUAAGGCAAAUCAAUUUAAGCAGUCCAGCUGGAAGUGGCCAUUUUGUGUACCAGGAUGGAACAGCAUUGGCGCAGAUUGCCCAAGCCACGGCUAGUCAGGUCCAACUGGCAGCCCCUGGAACACCUGGCUCCGUUAGAGAACGUCGUCUUUCCCAGCCUCACUCACAGACUGGAGGCACAAUUCAUCAUCUUGGGCCUCAAAGCCCUGUUGCUACAAGUGCAGCACUCUCCUCACUGGGCAGCCCUGGUCAUAUUACCACAUCCAAUUUACCUCCACAGAUCAGCAGUAUCAUCCAAGGACAGUUGUCACGCCCUGGUUUGUUUGAAAAAACACCACAGGGUGUGGUCGCUGGGGCAGGAACAACUGCCACAGCAUCUUUUACCAUGCCCAUCUCUAUUCCACCCUCGAGUCCAUCCCUCUCCAGUCAGCCCCCAGUGACUUCCAACAAUUCCCUCACAAGCACUGGUGUGGUAGGAGGUACAGUGAAGAAACAGCCUCCCAAAAAGUUAGAAGACAUUGCUCCUCCCAGCCCGGAGAUUGCCCAGUUAAGAAAACAGUGCUUGGAGCAUCACACCAAGAAGAUGGAAAGUCUGAAGGAAGUCUACAAAGAAUACCUGAUAGAGCUGUUCUUCCUGCAGCAACUGCAAGGUAACAUGAUGGACUACAUUUCUUUCAAGAAGAAACCGUGUGCUCCGUUGUAUACCUACUUAAGACAAAAUGACUUGGACCUUGAUGAUGAAGAGGAGGAAGAAGAACAGUCCGAGGUCAUUAAUGAUGAGGUUAAGGUUGUCACUGGAAAAGAUGGACAAGCCGUCACACCUGUUGCUAUAGCAACACAGCUUCCUCCCAAUGUGUCGGCAGCGUUUUCUGCCCAGCAGCAAUUCCAGGGACACCAGGGGGUUGCUGCUGGCACUAUUCCAAACCCUUCAGACCUGGAGGCAUUUAAGAGGCAACAGGCCAUGGUGCAAGCAGGUGGCAUGCCUCCUACUCCACAAGCAGUGCAGAUUGCUGGGCAGAAGCAGAACCAGCAGCAAUACGACCCUUCUAAAGGACCUCCAGUGCAGAACGCUGCCAGCCUACACACUCCUCCACCACAGCUGCCUGGCAGGCUGCCUCAGAGUUCCCUCCCCAUGGCAGGAAUGCCUGUAACUCUCUCUCAGCAGGCUCAGUUAGUAGAGGGUACUGUCCAACCCAGUCAGCUCCAAGCACAGGUUAAGGUGCAGGCAGGUGGUGCCAUCCUGGCAACAGUAAACCCUCACACUCAGCUUCAGGCCCAGCUGCAACAGCAGAUGCAGCCAGGACUUCAUCUCCAGUUGCAGGCUCAGCAGCAACAGUCCCAAGCCAUGCUCCAGUCUGGACAAGCGACUGUUGCUCUUGGUCGUCCAGGUGCAGAGUUGAACCAGCCAGUUCAGAGGAUAAUGACCAAUUCGAUAGCGAUAACUUCCAUGUCCCCUGCUCCCCUCUCCAUUCCCAACAAUGUUGCUACACCCAACACAACAAGUCCCCUCCGUCCUCUUUGCUCUAACACCAACCCCAGUUCUCAGUCCAAACUGACCGCAGCCAACGGUGUCCCUGCAGUCAAAGUUGGUGGCUUAGCUCAGGGUGGAACCAUUCAGGAGAGCACACAAGAUAAGCAAGAUGAGCAAGCAAAAUUGGAGAGUCAAGUCCAUCAAAGGAUCUCUGAUCUUAGGAAAGAGGGACAGUGGUCAGCAAGUAGACUUCCCAAACUUGUUGAAGCUUCACGCCCUAAGUCACAAUGGGACUACCUCCUUGAGGAAAUGCAGUGGAUGGCUGCAGACUUCGCCCAAGAAAGAAGAUGGAAAGAGGCAGCUGCUAAAAAGCUUGUUCGGACUUGUGCCAGAUAUCAUCAGGAACAAAUCAAACAUGAAGAAAGGACAAAGAAAGAAAGUGAGUCUCAUCAGCGUCACAUUGCCAGCACAAUCGCCAGAGAGGUGGAAUUCUUCUGGUCCAACAUAGAGCAGGUUGUGGAAAUUAAGCUUCAUUUUGAAAUUCAUGAAAAGAGACUCAAAGCACUUAGUCUACAAACAUCCUCUGCCAAAGAACCAAGCCACUCAAUAGGAGAGAAAUCUGAUAAAGUAGAGGUUUCAGCAAGAAAAAGGAAAUCAAGUUUGUCCAUUUCAGACGUUGAUGAAGAAGGAACCAUCGAGGAACAGGAGGGUGUGGAAGGUGAAACCGAUCACAAAGCAGAGUUGGUUGAUCUCGCCAAAGAUGCUGAGAUGCCUCUGGAUGCACUAAGAAAACAGUAUGCUGGUGCUUACACUGAUGGAUUUGAGUGGCCUCAGCCAAGCCCUCAGAGUGAUGAGGAGGAUGUUGAGGAGACUGAAGAAAUGGAAAUUACAAAAAGCACUCCACCGGAGGCAGUGCUGAUUGACUCCUUGCUCGUGGUGGAUCAGUAUCGGGGUCCUGACAAGUCGUCUUCAUCUGACUCAGAUGGGAAAACUGGCAGGGAUAUAUCUGAGGUGGCUGCUGCUGCAACUGAGCUCGUCCUUCCUAAGGGUGCAUUCAGGACCAGUUCGUCUACACGCACACCUGCUCCUUUCUUACUACACGGCUCCUUGAGAGAAUAUCAGCAAAUCGGUGUGGACUGGCUGGCCAACCUUCACAAAAAGCACCUGAAUGGCAUCCUGGCUGAUGAGGCUGGACUUGGGAAGACAGUGCAGACUGUUGCAUAUAUGGCUCACUUGGCCGGUCAAGAAAGCAUCUGGGGACCCCAUCUUAUUGUGGUGAGGACUUGUAAGUUGUUAAGUUGGGAGUUGGAGUUCAAGCGCUGGUGCCCAGGCCUAAAAGUCCUCCUAUACCUGGGAAGCAAGAAAGAAAGAAGAUUAAAGAGAACGUGGUGGAGAGAAGCCAACAGCUUCCAUGUCUGUGUGACAUCCUACAAGCUACUGAUGAAGGAUCAGGAUCACUUUCUAAAGCGCAGCUGGAGUCACAUGGUGCUAGAUGAGGUUCAGCUCAUUAGAAACAUGACAGAGAAACACUGGGAAACAAUAUUUGCUCUUAGAAGUGAGCAGCGAAUCCUUCUCAUCAACAAUCCUCUGCAAAAUACGCUAAAGGAGCUGUGGACUAUGAUUCAUUUUCUCAUGCCGGGGAUCACCAGGCCAUAUUCGGACUUCCCUGUUAAGGCAGGCACAGACCAAAAUCAGGACUACUGCCACAAACUAGUCAUCCGCCUACAUCGGAUGAUUCAGCCGUUCAUUCUGAGGCGCUCCAAGAGAGAUGUUGAAAAGCAGUUGCCCAAGAAAUAUGAGCACAUCCUCAAAUGUCGACUUUCCAGUCGGCAGAAAAGCCUCUAUGAGGACAUUCUGACACAGUCUGGCACUCAAGAAGCUUUGAAGACGGGCCACUUUGUGAGUGUGCUUCAAGUCUUGAUGCAACUGCAGCGGGUUUGCAACCACCCUGAUCUGCUGGAGCCCAGAGUGAUGAGUAGUCCCUUCUUUUCAUCUCCUCUGGAGUACGUUGUCCCUUCACUGGUCCUUGAAGGGCUGAAGAAUAACUCAAGCAGGCAUGCAGUUGGAUCAAUAUUUGAUCUGAUCAACAAUGAGAACGUGCUGAGCCAUUAUCAGACCGAGGUGGCAAUUCCCAAACUAAAAGUCACCCAGCAACUCAUUGAAGAAAUCUACACUGGACCAGAACCAGCACCGCGGCCUAAGCACUGCCCCAUAAAUCCCAUGAGGUUGUUUCAGCCAGUACAGUAUGGGACUAAACCCGAAGGUCGCUUAGCUACCUUUACAAGUACAGCCAGUCCAAAUCCGCUGGCGUCUUCCUCUGCUGUUGCCGCUCCCAUUUCUACAACGACCCAAUCUUCUCAGAACAGGGGCAAAUCUCCAGUCACCGCUGCCACGACGACAGCCCCUUCUCACGGUGGAGAUGUGGUGAAGAUCGCUCAGUUAGCCAACAUUGCUGGCAAUCAGAACCGUAUCGCCCAACCAGAGACGCCAGUUACUCUUCAGUUUCAAGGCAACAAGUUUACUCUGUCCCCCAGUCAGCUUCGCCAGUUGACCACGGGACAGCCUUUGCAGCUUCAAGGGAACAUCCUGCAGAUAGUUUCAGCUCCAGGGCAGCAAAUCAUCAGACCGCAGGGCUCCAUGGUGAUGCAGACUGUUCCUCAGGCGGUCCCCACAUCCAAUGCCUCAGCUCCACCCGUCACCUCUCAUCCAGCUUUGCCAAAUUCUCAACCAGCUCUGUCAACAAAUUCUAUAGCGACCCCAGCAAAACCAGCUUCCUCCGCUAAUGCUGUGCCUCUGGAAUCUUCAGAGGAAAAGCUCCAGCAGGUGAAGCAGCGCUUGAGCCGCCUUUUUGAAGCAAACGAGCGACGCUGCAGUCGCAGCGUGAUGUACGGCUGCGACCUCCUGAAGGCAUGCACUGUUGGCUCUGAGCGUGGUCACUCUGCUCUUGCCACCGGGGGCUGGAGGUGGGUGGGUAGAGAAAGCUGCCUAAGGGCACAGAGAACUUGUGUGGGGACGACUUCCACACUGCAGGCAUCUCUGUUCACUGUUGAAGACUGCCUUAAGGCUGCCAAGGGCCUCAACAAAAGGUUGGAAUGUGUGGUCCCUGCCGCUGUGUCCCCAGCGCCUUGUUUGUAUGCAGCUAAUCCACCUAUUUCCUAUCGCCUUGAGCUGAGAUCGCUUCAUCGUCAGCUGCAAGACGUCUCUGUGCCUCACAGUACUGUCAUUCACCAGAUAGUACCGAGGCAACUCCUUCAUUUCCCUGAGCUGCAACUCACACAGUUGGACUCAGGUAAAUUGGAAGCACUGGCCAUCCUGCUGCAGAAACUUCGCUCCGAGAAGCGACGAGUCCUCAUCUUUACUCAGAUGGUGAAGAUGCUGGACAUCCUGGAAACCUUCCUAGAUUUCCGGCAGCUGACUUACGUGCGAGUGGAUGAAAGUCUGACUGUCAGUGAGCGACAGGGCAACAUGAGGAACUUCAACAGGAACAAGCAGGUGUUCUGCAGCAUCCUGACCAACCGCUGCUGCUCUGCAGUCGGGACCGUGUUUGAUGCCGAUACCAUCAUCUUCUACGACACAGACCUCAACCCCAGCAUGGACGCGCGCACACAGGAGUGGUGUGACAAAAUUGGACGAUCAAAGGAUAUACACAUAUACAGAUUGGAAAGUGGUAACUCCAUUGAGGAAAAGCUGCUGAAAAACGGAACAAAGGAUCUGAUAAGAGAGGUUGCCGCUCAGGGCAACGACUACACCUUGGCCUUCCUCACACAACGAACAAUUCAAGAUCUGUUCGAAGUGGAGGCAGGGUCCGGCGAGAAGGUGCAGGAGUUUGUGGUCCUCCACCAGGAGCCUUCAGCAUCCGAAAGCAUCUCCCCGAGGGUGGCAAGACCUUACAUCCAGGCUCUCCAGAGUAUAAACCUGGACCCCCAGUCAAAAGCAGAAGAAGAAACAACGGAAGAUAAACCAAUGGAUGAAGAGUCAGACGGCCAAGAGCAGGAAGAUUCUGCACAGAUGGAUGAGCUGAAUGCGGUAAUGGAGCAGCUAACACCCAUCGAAAGAUAUGCUCUUCACUAUCUGGAGUAUCUCCACAUUGGCGAUGAUGAGACUGCUCUCAAGGAGCGACUUGAGUGCUCAAAGAGAAGCUGGGAGGUGAAGCAACUCCAGAAGCUGAAGGAGGAGGAGGAGGAGCAGCAGGAGAUGGAGCGAGAUGAAGAUCUUUUCACCUACACCAGAGAAGAUGCCUAUAACAUGGAGUACGUGUUUGAUGCAGAGAAUGGUCACACAGAAAUCAUGCCACUUUGGACCCCGCCCACUCCGCCACAGGAUGACAAUGACAUUUACAUCGACUCGGUCAUGUGCCUAAUGUACGACACCACACCGAUGCCGGAGUCCAAACUUCCUCCCAUUUACAUUCGCAAAGAACACAAGAGACUCAAGCUGGAUCCCUCAGCUGCCAGAAAGAAAAAGAAAGGCCAUGGAGAGACGGUCAUCCCUCCGCGCUCACUUUUCAUAAAGGACCACAUCAUGAAGGUCCGUCGGGAGGGCAAAGACCAAAAGAAGAAUUUCUCCCUCAAGCAGCAGGCGCCAUUUGCCAAGCCCCUCCCCUCGCUGGUUAAACCUGCGAUGGAGGCUGGACAGGACAAUCCAGAGUGGCUGAUCAGUGAGGACUGGGCCCUGCUGCAGGCUGUGAAGCAGCUACUGGAGCUUCCACUCAACUUAACCAUCCUGUCUCCCGCCCACACUCCCAACUGGGAUCUUGUGAGUGACGUUGUGAACUCUUGCAGCCGCAUCUACCGCUCCCCUAAACAGUGUCGCAACCGCUAUGAGAAUGUCAUCAUUCCCAGAGAGGAGGGCAAGCUGAUUUAUGAAGCCAAUCCCAAAAAGAAAACCAAGAGCAUAUACAAAUCUAAGAACAGCCGCCCUCUGAGGACUUGCCAGAUCUACACACAGGACGACAACGCCACUCAUAUUCAGCUUUACAACAGUCGCUUUGAGCUCAUGAAGAUAAUCGCCAGCAAGAGGAGCGCACCAAUCAAACCUCUGUUGGGCAUGAAUCCAUUCCAGAAGAAUCCUAAACAUGCUUCAGUCUUGGCAGAAAGUGGAAUAAGCUACGACAAGCCUUUACUUCCAAUCCAGAUUGCAACUCAGCGUGCUGAGAGAAUUGCAAAAGAGAAGAAGGCGCUAGCAGAGCAGCAAAAGGCUCAGCAGUUGGCUCAGCAGCAACAGGCCGGUGUUCCGCAGGGCCAGGCCGCAUCAGGCCAAGCUCUGACACCGACAGCUGCUGGUCAGGCUCAGCUCCCUCAGGGGGCCGCCGUGGCCGGGGCUACAGCUGUGCCGAAUGCCGCUGUUCUGGCUGGUGCCAUAAAAAAUGCCACUGUUGGCACCACCAUCCAGGCUGCUACUGUUGGGGGGAAUGUUAUUGUAAACACGGUUGCUGGAGUUCAAAGUCCCUUCCAAGCCAACAAACGCCUGGCAACCCCAGUCAUACCAGGCACCCUCUCUUCACCAAGUGCUGCUGGCGCUCAGGUGGUCCAUGCUCAACAGAGAGCAGUUACAGCUGCUGCCGCUCCUGCUGAGGUGGUUGCCAUCGCAACAGGGCAGGGAGUUCGAGCAGUUACCCCAGUGACUGCGUCGGCCGUGGUGUCGACCACUCUGAGCCCCGCUCAGUCUCAGACCCGCUCACUCGUCUCACCAGCCCAGGGCAUGCAACUGCAGCAAGGGAAGCCUCUCAACCCGGCUCACCUUCAGCUGCUGCGACAGCAACAACUGCAGCAACAGCAGCAGCAGCAACAACAACAACAACAACAGCAGCAGCAGCAGGCAGCUUCUCCACAGAUCAAAGCAGUCGGAAAACCCCAGGAGUUGUUGAAGAUGCACAAGCAUAAGCUGCAGCUUCAGCAGCAGCAGCAGGUGGCUGCAGCAGUGGCAGCGGCGGCCGCAGCUCAAGGUCAGCAGGCACCCGGCGCUCAGCAGACCACUCAGGUGCAGGCGGCCCAGGCCAGCCCUCAGCUGACGGCGGUGGCAGCGCCCAGGCCCGGCGCCGUUCUGACCGGCACCACAGUGGCCAACUUGCAGGUGGCUCGACUGACUCGAGUGCCAGCCCAGGGGCUGACUCAGGCCCAGGCCGGCCAGACUCAAGUCACCCUCACCAAACCUCCUGUGGUCUCUGUGCCGGCGGUGGUUUCCUCCGCUGGUGUCACCACGCUGCCUGUCACCGUGGCGGGCAUCAGCGUGGCCAUCGGCCAGGCCCAGAAAACAGGUGGCCCGGUGCUGACCCCGUCCUUCCCCCAGAUGCAGGUCCAGCAGCUGCUUCAGAUGAAGAAGCAGCACCAGCAGGCGGCGGCCGCAGGACAACAAAAGGCAGGACAGCCACAACAGACACAGGCCACUUUACAGCAGAAGAUCGGCACGCAGCAGGUGACGGUCCAAGCGGCCCAAGCUGCUCCGCAGCAGCAGCAGAAAGUGACCUACACGACCACCACGCAGCUGCAGCCGGGCAUCAAGACCCAGUUCUUCACAACGUCCCUGGCCCAGACACAGAAAGCCGCUGGAGCUCAGCAAAUCCAGGUGGCCAAGCUCCCGCAGAUCGUGCAGCAGCAGCCGACCGUGGCCAACAUUCAGCAGAUCGUCUCGUCUCCCCAGCAGAUCCAGACCCAAACGGUGGCGCUGACCCAAGCCGCCACAUCCACUCCCACUCAGGUCCAGAUGAUUCCUGCGGGAACCACGACGGCGCAGGUCAUCCAGCAGAAGAUCAUCCAGCAGCAGGUUGUCACCGCAGCUGCUUCCCCACAGAUCCAAACCCCACCUCCUCACAGCCCCGCCCAGCAAACCACCGCGCCCUCGGCCCCGGAGACGGCGAGCCAGCAGCCCUCUCAGCCCCAGCAGCCGGCCAAAGGUCAAGCCAGGCAGGCUGGGAUCAGAGCGAAAGCGCCUGGAAAACCCAGCGGCGGAGGAAGUUAAGUCUCCACCUGGACCUGAUUGGACUUGUGUGAUGAGGUGAAGGACGGUGGCAGCAGAGAAGGAUCCAGUACCUCACCCCCUUCAUCUCCUGGUCAGAUGGCUCAGCACUGUUCCAGUGCGUGUGCCAGGACCUGAGUCAACUUUCUUACCUCUUUUUUUAUUUGUCAAAAUGUGGUAUUACCUUGGAAACUGCAAGAAUACUUAGUGGCUUGUCUCCCGUCGGCGGACGUCACGAAGUCUUCGAGCAAAAACGUAUUAAUGACUCAAGAGACGUGAAGCUUUUCAGGUGAAGAGCUGUCCAUUAAGUGUAUUCACCAAUAUUCCCCUGCAUGUCCCCCCACCUGCCCCCGUCGUCUGUAGAUCUAAAUGGAGAGUAACGCACGUUCCUUUAGUUGUUUUGUUUUUUUUUAUCGCAGCAAACACACUGUAAACAUGUAUUUUAGUAUUUUGUGUUUUCUCAUAAAUUCUUUUUUUAUUGAUGUCGAUGGAAAAAAGUGUAAAUAUCAAACAAAAAAACAUUUGUACUUGUAAAGUAGUCGUGGUUCCCUUGGGUUUUUUCAACCUAAUUGUAAUAAAGUGUUUUUGUUUUUUA